This is a messenger RNA of Schistocerca nitens (vagrant locust), 1470 nucleotides long. RefSeq names its product mitochondrial import inner membrane translocase subunit Tim21. Lineage: Eukaryota; Metazoa; Arthropoda; Insecta; Orthoptera; Acrididae. The coding region runs from base 405 to 1100 and encodes 231 amino acids. The record is from RefSeq and is a predicted model, not a curated record. Gene Ontology annotation, biological process: protein import into mitochondrial matrix. The transcript is spliced from 6 exons. Gene Ontology annotation, cellular component: TIM23 mitochondrial import inner membrane translocase complex.
GACUGUUUCAAUCUGUGAGAUAUUUCUUGGUGUGAGUCACAUUUCUUGGGACAUGUAAAUCAGUAACCGUGUGUUUUUCAUAUUGCUGCAGUGGAACAACCCUAUACGGUGUUGUAAUUACUUUCUAUGUUUAGCACUGACCUUGCAAACGACCUGUUCAGAACUUAUUUGCUAUCCUUUUGAAGUAGGUUUAGUUUUCAUAUAUGUGAGUGAGUGAGAGAUUACUUUUAUGCGAAUUAGAGACACAAAAGUCGGCGGAAACACGGAUAUGUUACUGUUGUAUGCGUCCCUAACAUUCUCUAUAUUAGUGGCAGCCUUUACUCCUUUGGAUAUCUUUCUCAUCUACUUCUUCCACAAAGCUUUAGCUCAGCGCUAAAGACUUUAUGACCAUAAAUUGUUGACAAAUGACUUCAUUUGCAAAAACAAUAUUACGUUACUACACACUGCAUUCAGGAAGAUUGGCUAUAACAUUUUGUGGCUGCCAAGCACAAGACAGAGCAAUAACCAAAAUUGUUAAGCAGAGUUCACUUGUAAACAGAAGAUUUUAUAGUAAUGAAGAGAAAAAGAAGUCGUCACUUACUAUCAAGAGGAAAGAUGAAGUUGGAGCACCAAAAACACUUGAAAAUGUGAAAGAAGCAACAAAAACUGUUUCCUAUAUGGGAAUCAUUCUUGCUGGUUUGGGAUUAACAGGUGUCAUGUUUUAUACAGUGUUCAAGGAAUUAUUUUCUAGUAAAAGCCCAAAUAGUGUUUACUCAAAAACUUUAGAGAGAUGUAUUGAAGAUCCUCGUAUUAUAAAUGCUCUUGGUGAACCAAUUAAGGGUUUCGGCGAACAAACAAGAAGAGGCAGAAGACGACAUGUCAGCCACCUGUUCUACGAACGAGAUGGAAUCAACCACCUAAGAAUGAAAUUUUAUAUUCAAGGCAGCAUGAGACGUGGAACAGUGCACUUAGAAAUGAGAGAGAAUGAUAAGAAGGAGUUUGAAUACAGGUAUUUAUUCGUACAGAUGGAUGAUUUUCCAAGAGAAACAAUAAUUCUUGAAGACAAUAGAUAUGAUGUGCCAUCGCCAGUUGAAAAGCCAUUUGACAAUCUACUUGUGUAAAGCAGUUAAUUGAUUUCCUUGUGCUGUCAGGAUCUCUUUUGUGUGGGUAUAUUUUAUACAAGAAUGCGUAGAAUGCUUUAUACAAAUAAGGUAAUCAUUGUCAGGAAUAAUUUAACUCAAUUGAUGCAGCAGACAUAUUUUGAAAGAACAUCUUAUGUCGAUCAUGUAUAAUACUUUGUAAUUAAUAUUUUUCUUUUUUGGAUAUUUUUAACUCUUCUAUACAAUAUAAGAUUGUGGAGACUGAAUUGUGCAAAUAGCACAUAUACAAGUCAUGUACAAAACAAACACAGUACCUUUACAAUAUUGUGACGUCAAGCUUCAAUGAGUAAUUAAUAUCUUUAGAAUCCUUUUACUGAAAAAGAGAAUUUAU